AUGACAAGCCCUGAUAUAUCAUGGAAUGAGAAACCAUCUAUUAAACAGAUCAGGCUGCGAUCGACAUUAGUGGGACUUUACAUUGGAUCACUGGUGCUGAUUUCAAAUUUUCAAUUUGGAUUACAGACAGGAUGGGUUUCCAUGAUGUCGUUGCCAAGUGCGUUGUUGGGUUGUGCGAUAUUUAAAAACCUUUGGCCGAUUUUAUUUAGCAAUUAUGAACCGUUCACUGAUGUUGAGAACGUAUAUGUUCAGAGUGUUGCAGUUGCCGUCGGUACCGGUCCUCUUGCUUAUGGAUUUAUAGGGAUAAUUCCUGCAAUCGAGAAGCUUUUGACAAAAGAAGAGAGUGGAGGAACUAGAGAGCAAGGAGAGCCAUUUACACUGUCACAGUUGCUGUUGUGGUCGCUAUCACUAGCGUACUUUGGGAUCUUUUUUGCGGUUCCCUUGCGCAAGCAAGUAAUUAUUCGAGAGAAAUUACCAUUUCCAAGUGGUAGUGCUACAGCUACGCUAAUCGGGGUGCUAAACGAGUCCAAGAUAAUGCAGGAGGUACCGCCUGAAGAGCUACGUAAAUUUAGGAGACGGCAGCUGUCUAGGCCAAACGGUAGUUUAGCUGAUGUGGGCGAUGAACUGCCACUCUUGAGUGCAGAUCAGUUGCAUAAAAAUCAUAAUUCGAUUAAAAGAGACGAUUCUGUUGGGGUACUUAGGGGGGAGGAGUUUGCUAGCAACUUCUUGGCAAGCAGUGGUCAAAGCACUUAUCAGGAAAACAUAAAUACAUUAUCAUUGACUUUUAUCGCUGCUUCCGCAUACACUUUAAUCACCCAUUUUAUUCCCUGGUUAACAGCUAUUCCUUUGUUUGGCAGUUACUUAUCAAAAACAUACUUAUGGAACGUGCAGUUAUCCCCUGCUUACAUCGGACAGGGAAUGAUAAUGGGUCUUCCAACUGUAUCUUACAUAUUAGUGGGAUGCAUAUUAGGAUGGGGGAUACUAGCUCCCUUAGCAAGGUACAUGAAAUGGAUAAACCCUGGAGCUGAUGUUAAUGAUUGGGAAAAUGGCGUUCAAGGAUGGAUACUAUGGUCAUCUCUUUCCAUCAUGAUAGCAGACAGCCUCGUGGGGUUAAUUGUAUUUUCGGUUCGAACUUUUGUGAAAUUUAUGCUGGUAGACAGUAAGGCCGAGUUGUUAAGUGCAAAAAUAGAGGACGCAAUGGAGUCAGCAUUACUUGAGGAUCACUUAGAUAUAAAUGAUAUGAUGCACUGUAACGCAAGCUCUGGUCAGCAGUCUAUUCUCCUGGCUAGCAGUGAGCGUGAUAAUGAAGUUGAUUCGAAACAUUUAGUUAGGUAUACUACAGUGGUAAGCGGUUUAGUGCUUUCAUGUGCUGUCUGUGUCUUAACUUUAAUAUAUUUAUUUGGCGCCAAGAUAAUUCCUCUAUAUGCUGUGGUGACAUCUUUAUGUUUGGCAAUAUUUUUAUCCGUACUUGGCGUCCGUGCUCUGGGCGAGACUGAUCUAAAUCCAGUUAGUGGGGUUGGAAAACUUUCUCAGAUCGUUCUAGCAUUUAUUGUGCCUCGUGAUCAUAAAGCUGCGGUACUUAUUAAUUUGGUUUCAGGUGCUGUUGCAGAGGCUGGUGCCCAACAAGCCGGAGAUUUGAUGCAGGAUCUCAAGACAGGUCAUUUGUUAGGUGCGUCUCCCAGAGCACAAUUCCUAGCGCAACUAAUAGGCGGAACAUGGUCUAUUAUAUUGUCGAGUAUCGUCUACCUAUUUUACAACAAGGUUUACGAUAUUCCAAAUGAGCAGUUCAAAAUACCGACAGCAGUGGUAUGGAUCGAUUGCGCAAGGCUUGUGACAGGAGCGGGUCUUCCAGAUCAUGCAUUGGAGUGCUCCCUUGUUUUGGGUGUUAUAUUUGCUUUUUUUUCAUUAAUAAAGAACUGUUUAAAUAAGAAAUGGACGGUUUACAUACCUUCUGGAGUUGCUACGGGAGUAGGAAUCUACAGUUCACCAAGUUUUUCUAUUGCAAGGUUUAUGGGUGGGAUUUUUGCAUAUUGGUGGCUGAGGAAGCUUCAGACUGACUUGGGAGCUAAAACAAAAAUGAUUGUCUUCAGCUCGGGGCUGGUCCUUGGUGAGGGUGUGUGUAGCAUUUUAAAUAUGAUAUUAACCACGUUACAUAUUUAA
Molecule: messenger RNA, 2160 nt
Organism: Eremothecium sinecaudum
Lineage: Eukaryota; Fungi; Ascomycota; Saccharomycetes; Saccharomycetales; Saccharomycetaceae
Exons: 1
Coding region: 1-2160 (719 amino acids)
Cellular component (GO): fungal-type vacuole membrane
Molecular function (GO): oligopeptide transmembrane transporter activity
Source: RefSeq, a predicted model, not a curated record